AUGGAUAGAUCAUGGUUAUCAGCAAAUAGAAGAACGAAAGAAUUUCAGAAAGGGGUUGAAGAUCUAUUAAUGGUUGCAUUUGAGAAUGGGUACAACGAAGAAAAGAUUAGUUGUCCAUGCUUAAGGUGCGCACAUAGUAAAUCAUGGAAAGCUCAAACAAUAUGGCAUGGGGAGGCAAAUUUAGUUGAUAGCCAUGAACAAGAGGGGACUGAUGGUUCAGAAGCUAGUUUUACUCAAGUCCUUACAAGUAUGGGUCAAUCGGACAAUGAUGACGAUGAUAUUUCUUCGGAUACUUCAGAUUUCCUCAACCAUGUUAAAGGUGAACAACAACCCCUUUAUCCAGGAUGUAAGAGUUACACCAGGAUGAAAGCUUUAGUUAAGUUAUACAACUUGAAAUCGAAGCAUGGUAUGUCUGAUUCAUGCUUCUCUGAUGUUCUACUAUUGAUUGGCUCUAUGCUUCCGGAGGGCAACAAUUUUCCUUCUUCUUUCAAUGAAGCGAAGAAAACCUUAUGUACCUUAGGAAUGGGGUCUGAAAAGAUACACGCAUGUCCGAAUAAUUGUCUAUUAUACCGGGGCCAUAGAGAUGAAGACGAGUCUACUUGUCGCGUUUGUAACGCCUCGAGAUGGAAAUUGAACAAGAAAGGCGAGGAACAAGAAGGAAUCCCUGCUAAGGUUCUAUGGUAUUUUUCGUUGCUACCAAGAUUAAGAAAUUUUUUCAAUACACCUCAAAUAGCAAAGGACAUGACUUGGCAUGAUACCAGGAGACAAAAGGAUGGUAAAAUGAGGCAUCCAGCUGACUCGGAUACAUGGAAGGAUGUCGACCAAAAGUGGCCUGAUUUUGCAUCAGAGAGUAGAAACCUUCGGUUAGCUCUCUCCGCGGAUGGUUUCAACCCUUUUCGUGGAAACCGUACUGAUCACUCAAGUUGGCCGGUUUUCCUAUCAAUUUACAACCUUCCGCCAUGGCUUUGUAUGAAAAGAAGGUUUAUUAUGCUCUGCUUGUUGAUAUCAGGACCGACUGAAGCUGGAAAUGAUAUCGACGUGUUCCUUAAACCACUCAUAGAAGAUUUGAAGGAGUUUUGGCGCGGUAAACAGGUAUACGAUGCAUUUCAGAAAGAGCCUUUCAUACUUAGGGCCAUUUUAUUGUGGACAGUAAGCGAUUAUCCGGCCUUAGGGAACUUGUCUGGAAAUGUCGUCAAAGGGUAUAAUGCUUGUACCAUAUGUGUUGAUAAAACCAAUGCUACUAGGCUGGCUAAUUACCGUAAGACAGUUGUCAUGAGGCAUCGAAGGUGGUUGCCUCUUCAUCAUCCGUAUAGAAGGCAGAAAUCAGCUUUCGAUAACACUAUAGAAAAGGGUGUUGCUCCUAUUCCGUUAACUGGAGAUGAGGUUCUUCAAAGAGUACAACAUCUAAGGGGCCAUGUCUUUGGUAGGACCCAACGCCAACCUCGAUGGAAGAAAGGUGAAGCUCGACCUGUUUGGAAGAAGGUUUCUAUAUUCUUCCAACUCGAAUAUUGGAAAUUUUUGCCGGUUAGGCAUGUUCUUGAUGUGAUGCACAUCGAGAAGAAUAUAUGUGAAGCGUUACUUGGAACUUUGUUAAAUAUUCCAGGGGAGACAAAAGAUAGGGAGUCUGUCCGUAUUGACAUGGCUGCUAUGGGAAUAAGAACAGAGUUGAGGCCGAAAAAUCCUGGGAAAAAAGAGAAGCUUCUGUUGGCUUCAUGGAAUUUAUUACACGCUGAAAAGGUAACUGUUUGUUCAUCCUUCCUUAAAAUGAAGUUAGUAGAUGGAUUUUGCUCGAAUAUCAAGAAUCUAGUAAAUAUGGAAAAACUUCGGCUUGUAAAUCUGAAAUCUCAUGAUUGUCACACGAUAUUGCAUCAUUUGCUUCCAAUCUCGAUUCGAUCAGUACUGCAAAAACAUGCCAGGUGCACAAUUAUUAGGUUUUGCCUCUUCUUCAAGGCAAUCUGCAGUAAAGUCAUCGAUGUAGAUAAAUUAGAAAAAAUGCAAUAUGAAUUGGUGGAAACUUUAUGCCACCUGGAAAAACACUUUCCCCCUUCAUUCUUUGAUGUGAUGAUCCAUCUCUCAAUUCAUCUUGUGAGAGAGAUUAAGCUUUGUGGACCAAUAUUUCUUCGGUGGAUGUAUCCUUUCGAGAGAUACAUGAAGGCAUUUAAAGGAUAUGUACGGAACCCGACACAUCCGGAAGGAUGUAUUGUCGAGGCAUAUGUUGCUGAAGAAGUGGUUGAGUGUUUGGUGAAUUUUGAAGAAGCCACCGUGGGAUUAUCGGAAAAUUCUAGGCAGCAGAAUGAAAUCUGCAGACCCUUAUCUGGUGCUACAAUGAUAGAACCCAGCAGUGAGGACUUGCACUUGUCACAUUUGUGUUUUCUGCAGAAGGCUAAUGGCAUGAGGCCAUAUUUCGAUGAACAUAUGGCAUCUUUGAUGACGAGGCACAAGCAGCAUGAAAAUGAUGGAGUUUGGCUAAAAACCAAACAAAAUGAAAGUUUCCCCAAAUGGUUCCGUAAAAAGAUUGAAUCAGAUAUGCUGGCUGAGCAUAAUAACAUACCUCAUGAAAUAAGUUGGAUGGCAGAAGGGCCUAAUAAGAUUGUCCCUACCUUCAGCGGAUAUAGAAUCAACGGUGUUACAUAUAGAACCAAGGAACGUGAUGAUAAUAGGCAAGUUCAAUGUAGUGGUGUUUGUGUUGAUGCACAUACAAUGCUUGUGCAGGGUAAGGAUAAGAAUAUUGAACACACUACACACACCUACUACGGAGUGAUAACAAGUAUAUGGGAGUUAGAUUAUAACAACUUUAGAGUCCCUAUAUUUCAUUGUAAUUGGGUAGAUAUAAACAAAGGGACUAAGGUUGAUGACUUGGGAUACACAUCGGUUAAUCUCAACAAAUUAGGUUUCGUAAAUGAUCCUUUCGUGCUAGGAAAACAUGUCAAGCAAGUUUGCUACAUUGGUGAUCCUCUUGAAAAACAUUGGUCUGUUGUGUUGAAAUUACCAGAAAAGACCUUUUAUGACCACUGUGAUUAUGAAGAUGAUGGCUCGGUAGAAAUAGAACUUGAGAAUGAGCUGCAUGUGCCUAUGUUUCCCAAUGUUGACAAACAGGACAACGAAAAAACUAGUUAUACGCGGGAGGAAGAAGAACAGAUUCAGCUUUCAUGA
Messenger RNA from Daucus carota subsp. sativus, 3153 nucleotides. RefSeq lists its product as uncharacterized. The coding region runs from base 1 to 3153 and encodes 1050 amino acids. The record is from RefSeq and is a predicted model, not a curated record. The transcript has 4 exons. Lineage: Eukaryota; Viridiplantae; Streptophyta; Magnoliopsida; Apiales; Apiaceae.